Hydatigera taeniaeformis is the source of this 1689-nucleotide messenger RNA. Lineage: Eukaryota; Metazoa; Platyhelminthes; Cestoda; Cyclophyllidea; Taeniidae. The record is from the annotation of a GenBank genome assembly.
AUCUUUGCAUCUUCCAUUGUGUCGAGAAGGUUAAGCAAUCCCUACACUCUGCCGUGCGGGCACACUUUCUGCUUGAGGCCCUGCCUAUUGUCAAAUACCAAUGCCACGAAGUCGUAUUGUACCCACUGCCGUGCAACAUAUGAUGUGGCUGAACUACGCCCUAAUUACGCUGUUUUGCUCCAGCUUAAUCAGUUGUCUCGCCAACAGCAGCAGCAACAACAACAACAGCAGGUUCGUAACCAGAUCCAGGCGGAGGACCAAAAUCGAGACAGCGGACAAGACCAAGUAGAGGGACAUCAGGUAGGAAUUGGAAACGCGGCCCUAGCUUACUUUUUCCGUUUUAGUUGUCAAGAAGAAGACAGGAGUGUAAUUAAUGAUGCUUCCACGUCAAAACUGAUAUUCAUCAGCGGUAUCACCCCGAAAAUAACGCGUAAAAACUUAAAGGAGUACUUUUCGCGCUACGGAACUGUAAAAAACGCAUUUAUUUCACCCCACAAACAAUUCGGCUCUGUUACGUUUGAAAGUGAGGCGUCUGUGCGCAAAGCUCUCUCUGAGCCCAUACAGUUUAUCUGUGGUAACAGGGUUGGAGUGAAAGAGUACAUCAACAAGAAGAGGUAUGACUUCUGUUACGUUGGUAGUUGCGAAUCGCAAUCGCAGGGCGGGACGACGCCUGUGCCGGACUUGGACUUUUCUUCGGGAAUCCCGUUUGUGUCUUCAACAGUAACUGCACCAAUUUCUGAACCAUCUCCAGAGGAGCGACAGAAAAUUUUCGUUGGUGGUAUUUCGCAUGCCACAACAGUAGAUUCUUUAAAGGCAGCGUUAUCAAAACUGGGUCCUAUUAAGAAGGUCGAUGUUAAUGCCGAAAGGGGCUUUGCAAUAGUCGUGUUUGAUCGACUCGAGACGGCUGAAUUAGCCACUUCUGUUCACUGGCACAUGGUCGAUGAUGCUCUGGUGGAAAUGCAACCCUUUAUCCCCAAUAAGACUACUAAAAAGUCUGCAGACUAUGGGAAAAAACUCAAUGCCAUAGGUGCUCAAGACCCUCUCCACUCCUUGCAGCUGAAGCAGGUGCAGAAGCGGAAGCGGAAGGGACGGAAAUACCUCCUAAUGCUGCGUCACAAGAUGAAUGAAAUAUCCCGCCAAUUUGAAACCUUAAAGCUGAAAUAUCCUGCUUUGAAGGAGCAAAAAAAGGCUAAGGAAAAAAUUAUUAACGCCUUGGAUGAAGUAACGCAGCAGCUGUCCCUGUCUGCCAACAAAGCUCUGAAUUUUGCCAUGGCUGAACUGGCGACGCUGAAUGAGAUCGGUGAGAAGAGACUAGGUCCAAUUAUUCGUCAAAUCGGAUUUCUCUCUGACGAGAUGGAAAAGGUGGAUGAUGAGUACGAAUCGAUGGACGAAAUUACAGAUUUGCGGGAAGCACUGGCAAAACGAAAGUCUUUACAAAGGCUCCCUGUUAAGAUUGCACAAUUGGAGGUGAUGAUAAUGGACCUGCCACCUCUACCCAUAACGCAGAUGCAGGUAUCCGAUCUAUCUGCUAAGAAGGUACUGGAAGACUGUUGUAUUCCUCUAAAUGUAGCAUGUCCUUCUUGGAAAGAGGUUAGUACUAACAUUGCUGCAGCCUCCAAAGAUGGUAGCAGUGGGAUGCUGUUGCCGGGUGUAGAUGAUGCUCAUGACGAGUGCAUUGAUUCUGUAUAG